Oncorhynchus kisutch (coho salmon) is the source of this 4051-nucleotide messenger RNA. RefSeq lists its product as uncharacterized. The coding region runs from base 497 to 4051 and encodes 1184 amino acids. The transcript has 3 exons. The record is from RefSeq and is a predicted model, not a curated record. NCBI's taxonomy places the organism in Eukaryota, Metazoa, Chordata, Actinopteri, Salmoniformes, Salmonidae.
AUAAUGACAUGAUACGCGACAAUUAGUUGAAGGAGAUUCUAAAAGUAUGAAGGAUUGACAUGAAUUGCGCCUGAAAGAAAUCUAAAACUACUCUGGAAGUGGAACGCGCAAAACGAGAUAAUAAUGUCGAGAGUAUGGGUUUGCCUAAAAUAUCAUUAUUUGGGCUAUACCGUUGCAUGAUGAGCGAGGAAGAGGGCUGGUAAAACGAAUACAUGGAAAAGAAGAAACUGCACUGGGCCGGCAGUGGAAGUAUCCGGAAGAUACAUUUAUUUUUUGAUUAUUAACGAGACGAGGACGAGAAGCUGAAAGCUGAAGACGGAUAUCUUACUAACUAGGCUUGCGUGUGGAGUUCCAUUUUACAAUCAAUUGGAUUGAUUAAGUGAAGUUUAGGAAACGCAAAAAGCUUGUGGGUGCUGUGACCAUUCUUCCCAAAGUUCCUGACUGAAAUAAAUGACAAAGAUCCUGGUCUAUUAUCGGACCACCACAGAGUCAACACAUGAUGAGCAACAGCAGUAAACGAGUCCAGCCAAGCUUCACUGUCGCCCCGGUGGUCCAGAGCAAGAUGCCCCGGCUGGAAGGGCCUAUCAUUGGUAGCGUGGCGUCUACAGAGGCAGGAGGGCUCUCUAAACCAGCCAGCCUGGCUCACUACCCCUCUGCCCCCCACCACACACCCCAGACCCAGGCUCUGCAGAACAACAGGGCCUACUUCACCUAUGACCUUGGGGGUCACGACCUCUCUGACCCUGACCUCCGACCUUCCUGGAGCCCCUCUGAGGGGUUGCUGCUGAACAGGAGGAAUGUGGGGGUUUCCCCUCAGAGCGCGGAGGAGGGGUCGUUACGAAACCACAUAGUUUACAGCAGGGCAGAGUCUUUUUCUACUGAGAGUAGUAGUGUUAGUGGUAGUAACUCUGUCUCUGCUACUGCUCAGGACACUCCAGCUAAGCAGGGUUUUACCUACUACACCAGGAGCCCAGGCGGGCUGAGGAGUCCCACCAGCGGGCCUGGGACCAUCGCUAUGCCCAUUGCUGUGAGGAAGCAGCCCCCUGUUGGAGGAGUUAGCCUCUCCCCUCAGUCUGAGAACUCUGUCUGUCUGAGUCUGGCUGUUCCCAAACCGCUCUAUGGACACCCCUCCCCCUGCUGUUCUGAGCUGGGCUGUACUGUAGGACAGAGGCACAGUCUGGAGCAGAGGGAGGGAGUACACAGGAUCCAUCCCCAUCUUAAUGUGUAUGAGGGGUGGAUGUAUAGUCCUAGCUCCCACCACCACCCCAGGGCUCUGCAGCCGGAGCACGGUGUUGAGACAGAGAGACUAUCAGACAGAUUGCCUCUAAAAGAUGGCAAGGACCACCAACACCACCCCAAUGGAAUCCCCAACAGAGCAGGAUCGGCACAAAGGUUUCCUGUCUUCAUGGAACCAACCUACAGCAUUGGUUACCCAUGUUCCCCGGCCCGUGCCAUACUAAGCCCCUCCUCAUUUACAUGUGACCCCCUCUCUUCACAGUUAAGCGCCUCCCCCUAUGGGGCUGAUCAAUGCCAACGUCUACAAAUCCCCUCUAAACGUCCAACCUAUCACAGCUUGGUCUCUUCCCACCCCUCCUGCUCUUCCUCUCACCCCUCCUCCCAUCCCUCUCACCCCUCCUCUCACCCCUCCUCCCAUCCCUCUCACCCCUCCUCCCAUCCCUCUCACCCCUCCUCCCAUCCCUCUCACCCCUCCUGCCAUCCCUCUCAUCCCUCCUGCCAUCCCUCUCAUCCCUUCCACCCUACAACAUACAAACCCAUGACCCCUUUGCACCAUGGUGUUCCGGUAACAUCACAGGUUUAUCAGGGCCGCUCUCCUCCCAAUGUGGCCAAAUACAGCCAGCUCCCAGUCACACAGCCCAUUUUUUACUACCAUCCUCAGGCAAAUGUGGAGGGAGAGAGUGAGAGUUGUGGAGCAGGGUUUAAAGAUGCAGGAGGAGGAAUGCACAGAGACCGAGACUGGGAGGAUGUUAUGGUCCCUAAAGGUUCUAAACAACCCUUACCUCCCAGUCCCACCCAGACAGGACCCCACCUAGCUUCUCAUCUUCCCAGCACAGCAACCCCCUCCCACUACCUUGUCACCCAGUCUAUGUACAGUACUGAUGUCCCCAUGUCUAGCCACAUGGCUCCUAGUAGCCACCCAUACCUCAGGAGUUUUGACCAGCCCUCCUAUCAUCAAUUGUACAGGAUGCCCCUGAAUGGAGCAGGUCAGAUGAGAGCCCCUGCUAUAGCCCCAGAGAGACCCUGUGCCUCUCCAUCUCUCCCCAGCAGCCUACAGCAGACUGAGAGACCCUUGGACUACUCCCUGACUCAGUACAGAUCUCCAGUCACCUCUCCUCAGGUCUCCUCCCCCAGGAGACACCACCUAUCUCGCGGACACUCUGACUCCACACUCCCUGGAGCCCCACUGACUGUCUCCACCACACUGUCACGGGCUGACUAUGGCCAUCACAACCACCACCACCACAUCAACAACCAUGCUACUACAGCCAUGUGUACAACUGCUGUAAACUAUGGCAACCACAACCACCACACAACUACAGCCAACCAGAACAACCACCAACACACAACUACACGUAACCAUCAAAACGCCACGUGUCGGGGAAUGACUGGUUCUACUGUAGUGAGGCUUCGAGACAGUCCUCUCCCUCAUUCUAAUGUGCAUGGAGACAUGAUCACUACUGGUACAGAAACGCUGAAGAGAUGGGUCUCGGACUCAGACCGACCCAUCAACAUAGACUCUCCCUCACCAAAACACACACAGGACAAUGGGGAUGACGUCAUUGAUGUGGAACUGUAUCAGAAACGACAGAAGAUGAAGAUGAACGCAGAGGGAGGGAGAGCAGAGGGAGGGAGAGCAGAGGGAGGGAGAGCAGAGGGAGAUAUAGCAGAGGGAGGGAGAGCAGAGGGAGGGAGAGGAGAGGUGAACGGAGAGGGAGGCGGACUCUAUAGCUGUCAGUCUCCCUCUCCUCCCAUGCCAGUCAUCAACAAUGUUUUCAGCCUGGCUCCAUACAAGGCUUACCUAGAGGCUGCUGGCAUGCUGUCUCUACCUGUUAGAGGAUCUCAGAGAACUGACCGCCAUCCUUCUGGACACUGUGUGCUCAAACCUGAGACCCAAUCAGACCCAAUCAGACGUCAUCAACACAGACAGGAAACAGGCCCUACAUCUGACCCACACAGGCCUGAGAGAGACCCUGAACGAGAGGAAGGGAAGCCUGUAUCAAUCAAUCACAGGAUUGGUAACCAUGUAGUCCGACCAGCCUCAGAACAGCAGAGGCCUGUAGUCCAGCAGAGGAUUCUGGGUACUGUAGUCAGAUCAGACACUACACAGAAGAAGCCUGUAGUGCCUGUUUUUAGUGAACCACCGCAGGAACCAGAGAGGGAGGUGGAAGUGGAGACUGACGAUUUGCAGAUUAAAGUGGUUAAGGAAGAGGAGGAGGAACCACAGCAAGAACCAGAGGGGGAGGUGGAAGUGAAGACUGAUGACGACAUGCAGACUAAAGUGGUUAUUAAGGAAGAGGAAGAGGAAGAGGAAGAGAUGGAGGUGGCAGCAGCAACAACCGAGCCGGGUGUGUUUGUACAUGAUCUCACCGUGGGUGUUAUUAAGAAAUGUGAAUCUGAUCAACUGGACAGUAAAUUGUCAAUAGCGUCAGAUAAAUAUAUUUCUAUUAUGUCGGCUACAGAUAGAUGUGUGAUGGAGGGAUCUUUUACUUACAACGAGCACCACCAUCAGUCCCAAACUCAGCACCACCAGCCCUGGUCCAACCACCAUCCAUCCCAGUCCAACCACCAUCCAUCCCAUCCCCUGUCCAACCACCAUCCAUCCCAUCCCCUGUCCGACCACCAUCCAUCCCAUCCCCUGUCCGACCACCAUCCAUCCCAGUCCGACCACCAUCCAUCCCAUCCAACCACCAUCCAUCCCAGCCCCAGUCCAACCACCAUCCAUCCCAGCCCCAGUCCAACCACUAUCCACCCAAUCCGCCGCAGCCCCCCCUACGUCCCAAAUCAACAACUCCACCCCAACCCCUCUCAAUAA